ACGUGACAGUUAAAUAUGGAUCUAAAUCUAACAGCUCAUGCAAACUCCACAACACUUUUGUCCAAAAUGCUGAGUCAUUCUUAUCCCUGCUGCCAAACAGCAUCCGUAUCACGACCGCCGAGACUAGCCUUCAAGAUCACCACGGCGAUGUCGUCCGAAACCAAACAGAGGAACCCAAGAAUCCUCUGCCUCCACGGGUUCAGAACAAGCGGUCUCAUUCUCCGUUCGCUUAUUACAUCUAAAUGGCCCGACACGGUCCUCCGAAACCUCGACCUCGAUUUCCUCGACGGUCCGUUUCCCGCCACCGGAAAAUCGGACAUCGAGCGGUUCUAUGACCCGCCGUACUACGAGUGGUACCAAGCUAGCAAGGGUUUUAGAGAAUACAGGAACUUUGAAGAGUGUUUGGAUUAUGUUGAGGAUUACAUGAUAAAGCAUGGACCUUUUGAUGGUCUUCUUGGUUUCUCUCAGGGGGCUUUUCUAUCUGCUACUCUUCCUGGAAUGCAAGAACAGGGAAAGGCUCUAACUAAAGUGCCAAAGGUCAAGUUCUUGGUGUUAAUAUCCGGAGGAAAGAUUCCUGGGUUGAGGUUUGGGCAGCCUGAAGCUGCGGUUGGUGCAUUCUCAUCUCCUGUUCGUUGCCCCUCACUCCACUUCAUAGGGGAGAGGGAUUUUCUGAAAACAGAAGGUGAAGUUCUUGUGGAAUCAUUUGUAGAGCCGGUGGUGAUCCGUCAUACAAGUGGACACACUAUACCUAAACUUGAAGCUGAAGCUGAGGAGACAGUGUUGAGCUUCUUCCAAAGGAUUAGGAAGAUGCUUUCUGAUGAACCGUCUUCUGUAAGAAGCUUGAUGUGAUUGAGAGCUCUAAAAAGGUUUCAGUUGGAUUAGAUGAUCUUAUAACUAUAUCUUUUUGAGGUGUUUCUCUUAGCUUUUGUGUGCAUGUAGAUAUAGAUUAAAAGAAUAAGACAGUUGUAAUAUUGUACAACAAUUUCAGCUAUUAAAAUUAAUAAAAGUAGCCUGAUCAAUUUUAUGAUCAA
Brassica napus (rape) is the source of this 1031-nucleotide messenger RNA. RefSeq names its product esterase OVCA2. Lineage: Eukaryota; Viridiplantae; Streptophyta; Magnoliopsida; Brassicales; Brassicaceae. Bases 16 to 849 code for a protein of 277 amino acids. The record is from RefSeq and is a predicted model, not a curated record. The transcript has 6 exons.